AUAUGCCCUAGUUUCCCGUGCAUAUUUAAACCCCGUGCCAGUGUUUGGGGGGCCAGACAAUACCAGUUGGCGAGGUACGGCUCCAGUUCCACAGUAGACACAGAACCACACACACAGCCCAGUAGGACCAUGUGGCAGGCGGCAGGCAAAUUCUCCGGGAAUAUCGUCAGGAAAAGGCUCUCUCGUGCCGACAGACUGUUUUCUACCAUCUACAAGCUCACGACUCUCCAGAAACCACAGACGAGAGCAUUAAAAACUACAUCAGCUAAUUCGACCCCGAUCGGCAGAAAACCGGUCCCAGACAUGGGAGCCAAUCAGAGCCGAGCUAUCUACGCCGCGUCGUUUGCAGUGGCGGGAGCGGGGCUUCUAUAUCGCUCUGGGGCCAGGGCUGCAAUGCUGGCUACGUCCACUAGAGGUCUCUUCAGCUGGAGUUGGAUCAAGAUCUUCAAAGACAACAUGAUCGGAGGGAUCAACGCUUCGUCAAGAAAGAAUGGAAAAUCCGAGCCCGCGGCACCACCAGUUGAGGCGGCUAAGCCAGCCGAGCCAGUCCCGGAACCAGUAGCUGAACCAGUCCCGGAACCAGUCGCGGAAGCUGUCGUGGAGAAACCAGCUGUUCAGCAGGUUGUGGCGGAAGCUGUCGUGGAGAUCGCGAAGCCGGUAGAGGCUCCGGAAGCUGUGGUAGUGGCUGAGGCCCUCGUUGUAGAGGAAGUUGCUGCAGUUGCUGCGGACGUUUCCGCCGCUGCCCCGGAAGUAGUUCCAGAGGUCGUUGCUGCACCAGAAGCAGUUUCAGAGGUCGUGGCCGAGGUCGCAGUGCCAGUGAAGGAGGAGGUGACCGCUGAGGUUGGUUGGUUGGUUCGCCCCGCCGAGGAUUCGGUAGCACGGAUGCUAAGGAAAGAUGAUAGGGUAGCGGAAGUGGUGGAGGCGGUACCGGAAGUUGCACAGGAAGCCCCAGCGGUGGAAACUUCCGCACCAGUUGCAGAGGUUGUCGUGGAAGAAGUAUCGGCGGUUGUUGAAGAGGUUGCCGCGGCAGCUCCAGAGGUGGCGACUGCUCCGGAAGUAGUCGCAGAGGUCAAAGAAGAGCUUGCACCUGCUCCGGAAGCAGUUGUAGAGGUCGUGGAAGAGGUGGCACCUGCUCCGGAAGCAGUUGUAGAGGUCGUGGAGGAGGUGGUUCCUUCUCCGGAAGCAGUUGCGGAGGUCGUGGAGGAAGUGGCUGCUGCACCGGAAGCAGUUCCAGAGGUUAAGGAAGAAGUGGCUGCUGCCCCGGAAGCAGUUCCAGAGGUUAAGGAAGAAGUUGCUGCUAUAGUACAGGAAGUUCCAGAGGCCAAAGAGGAAGUUGCGAAAGUAGUUCCGGAAGUCAAAGAAGAAGCCGUGGUGGAACCAGUGGUGGAAGAAGCCCCGGCAGCUGAAGCACCUACUGUCGUUGCGGAAGCCGAAGAGGCCGCGCCGGCUGAGCAAGCAGUUGUAGCUGAACCCGAACCCGAGCCGACAGUGGUUGCUGACGAGGCACCGGCGGCGGUCGAGGAGGCACCUGCGGCGGUCGAGGAGGCACCUGCGGCCGUCGCUGCAGAAGAGCCCGCUGCUGCAGCACCAGAAUCACCUGCAGAAGUCCCAGUCGUCGAAGUUCCCGCUGAAAACGGUGUUUCCGAAGAAGCGCCACCUGCCGAAAUCCUCACCGACAAAAAGUCCGCCCUAGCGGAUGCAGUACCGUCAAAGGCGACAGAGGGCGCCGCCGCCUCAUGAGUUGCUACAUCACAUCAUGUCAUGUAGAUAGAAAAAUGUUGUAAUUCAUUCUCGUGCGAUUGUUAAAGCACACAUUUAACAUGUAGAUAAGCUAUGCAAUCCGCUGGGAGUCAGUUUGUUUUCUAAAGUAUUUUUUUCCAUCCAUUUCUGGGAGCAGUGAUUCACGAGUAAUAUAAAGGAAAGUUGACAGGAUAUUUCUGUUAGAAUUUCUUUGCUUGUACGAUUUUUUGCAUAUCAAAUAUCUUCAGCUAUAUGUACUACACUCGAUCAGUAGGUUUUACUGAUUCCUUGUAUUUCUUUAUAUUUUUCUGAGAUGUACACCAAGAAAACUUAACAAUUAGUAAUGAACAAUCGAUAAAGGUGUCUCGAUAAAAGGGGAAGAAUAAGAGGGCUUGCCCAUUUAUGUGUGGAUAUGCCAAGAGGAAGACUGUUUAAGAAAACAGAAGAAAAAAACAAAAAACAGAAGGAUAGUUUGAUCAAACUGUACCAUUUGAUCAGUUAUGUUUGGAACACUACACGCACGGGUUUCUAAAAGGGUUUUUGGAUGGGAAAAGGGGGAGGGCAGUUCUAGGGUUCCAUGCCGCUUGAUUACGUCAAUUAUGGAGGAAAAAAGUGCACACUUGAAAAUGGAAAUUUUAUUCAUUUGAACUACUGUUAGUGAAACAGAUGUCUUUUUAAGAAUAAAGAAAAUAUUUAGAGUGAUUGUCA
Molecule: messenger RNA, 2448 nt
Organism: Branchiostoma floridae (Florida lancelet)
Lineage: Eukaryota; Metazoa; Chordata; Leptocardii; Amphioxiformes; Branchiostomatidae
Product: fibrous sheath CABYR-binding protein-like
Exons: 10
Coding region: 130-1740 (536 amino acids)
Biological process (GO): signal transduction
Cellular component (GO): membrane
Source: RefSeq, a predicted model, not a curated record